CAAUAUUUUUUAAAAUCUAAUAUAGACAUCAUACUGUAGCCCUGUUGAAAGUGGUUUUCCUUCUCCAUUACAUAAACAAGUUAUCCGUGUACCUGAAAAAGCCAUGGUAUUGGAACCUGUAACUAUACCACCUAAUCCUUAUAAUCUCGUUAAUUCUGAGGAAGAUCGAGUUAAUUUAUUUCAAGUUUUGAUGGAUCAUACAUUAAAUCCUUCAUGUCCUGAAAGGGCAGAAGCAUUUCGUAGCUAUCGUUGUGCCAAAUGGUCGCCAAAAGGAGCAGCGAGAGCAAACAGAUGUUUAUUAGCAACUCUUACAAUGGACCACAGAUUGUGUAUUUAUGAAGAAAAAGAGAAAGAGUGGAAAUGCAUUUGUGAUUUAACAGAAGAAAUGCAAGCUGAGAGAAAUGCUAGAAAAGAAGUAGCAGCUGAAUCUAAACAAGGUAGAAGAAAGAAGAAAAGAAGGGAAGGAAAAUCUAAAGAAUCUAGACCAAGGACAAGAAGUCGAAUACAAUACCUUGAAGAAGAUUCUAGUGAUGAAGAGGAAGAAGAUGCUAUUACAAGUAUUUCAAAUUCUCUCAAUUAUGAGGAAUUAGUAGAACGUAUUUAUAAAUUAGCCGCAAUGGAAAUUACUUGGACUGGUAUGUUUGGCUCUCCAGCAACAUCUAUAAAUGACACCAGUUAUGAGUAUUGCUAUUUAAUAGUUGCUAUGAAGAGUGGACACAUUCAGUUUUGGAAAGUAUCUCCUAGUGAUGGAAAUGUAAUAGCACUUGCUCAUGAGUGGGAUACUGGUUUAGGAUUACUAACCACACUGUUCUGGCAACAAACGAGUCCAACUGCUGGAUUUCUAAUGUGUGGAACGUUGAAAGGCAUUUUGGCUUUCCUUCCAAUCACAGUUCGUGUUGAUUCGGAUCAAGAGCCAAAAGUGAUAGUAAAGAAUAUGUGCAAAGUAUGGGAUGAAGAAGAUCAUAUUGCUGUGGAUCAAAUAGCUGUUCUGAAGAUUGCUUUGAAGAAAUAUGUGAUUAUAGCUGCUAAGCAGCGUGCACUUGUUGGAUGUGAAAUAGCUCUAACAGAUUCAUCUAUCAUAAUAAGGAACGUUGGGCACUCCUUCGGGUUGCAUAAUCUUCCUGUUACUGGAAUGAGUGUUUUAGAUGCAGCAAUGCCUCAAUACCGUGUGCUGAUUGCAACUAUGGAGGGCUUAUUAGUUGAAAUCAAAGUUUCAUUAGGGAAUGAUGAAAUAAAAUUUCAACAUGAAAAAGUUGGUAUAGAUCUCGAUUUAAAGAACAUGAUGAUACAGGGCCUAGCAGUGUCUUCAAAUGGAUUGCUGUGUUCCUUAAUUUUAAAUACAGCAUCUUAUUUUGACCAUUUAGCAAAGAAAGAAGGACUACAGUUUGUAAUGUUCAUUACCAGGCCAUUUGAGGUAAUUUAUACAAAACUGAAAAGUGUUCUGAAACCACAGUUUUCUUUCUCACCAAUUACCAGUGGAAGUGUAAGCAAACAUACAGACUUUUUUGAAUGUGUUCGAAUCAGCCUGGCAUGUGGUACUUCCUUGCCAGACUGGCUGACUGCUUUUCUUGAUAAUGAUCCUAUGACAUAUGAAAAUGCUUCAGCUAUGGAACUUUACUGCAUGAGGUGAGUGUAUACAGUUUUAU
Molecule: messenger RNA, 1646 nt
Organism: Stegodyphus dumicola
Lineage: Eukaryota; Metazoa; Arthropoda; Arachnida; Araneae; Eresidae
Product: general transcription factor 3C polypeptide 4-like
Biological process (GO): transcription initiation at RNA polymerase III promoter
Cellular component (GO): transcription factor TFIIIC complex
Molecular function (GO): histone acetyltransferase activity; protein binding
Source: RefSeq, a predicted model, not a curated record